This is a messenger RNA of Cryptomeria japonica (Japanese cedar), 1850 nucleotides long. RefSeq names its product putative receptor protein kinase ZmPK1. Gene Ontology annotation, molecular function: ATP binding; protein kinase activity. Lineage: Eukaryota; Viridiplantae; Streptophyta; Pinopsida; Cupressales; Cupressaceae. Gene Ontology annotation, biological process: recognition of pollen; protein phosphorylation. The record is from RefSeq and is a predicted model, not a curated record. The transcript has a single exon. Bases 1 to 1689 code for a protein of 562 amino acids.
AUGGAUGUGGAUGGUAAUCUGAGGCUAUAUAGCUUUGACCCAGAGUAUAGAAUGUGGAAUAUUACUUGGAUGGCAGUUGCAGAGCAGUGCAGGGUUCAUGGUCUCUGUGGGCUAAAUGGGUUGUGCAUAUAUACACCACAGCCCACCUGUGUGUGUCCCCCUGGUUUUGAAAUGGUUGAUUCAGCAGACUGGUUCAAAGGCUGCCAGCCGAUCAACAAACUUGCCUGCAACCCAAAUACUACUCACUUUGUUAGGCUCCAAUCCGCAGAUUACUAUGGUUCUGAUAAUUCCUCUACAGAGGGUAAGUCACUGGAACAGUGCAGGAAAAGCUGCUUGGAUGAUUGUGAUUGUCUCGGAUUUGGGUACAGACUAACUGGGAGAGGACAGUGUUAUUUAAAGUUUCUACCUGUCAAUGGGUAUCAAUCUCCGGGAGUAAUAAAUGAUGUGUAUGUUAAGGUAUCAAUCAACGAUUCUUCAGCAAUUAGGGCGCUCUCCAUGUCAGGCUCAUCACUAUAUUGCUCAAACCAAACUCAACCCAAUGACAAUAUUUCUUUCACAGUUCCAAGGAGAAAAAGAGAAGAGUUAAUUGUUCCCCUAGCAUCAAUUGCUUCUAGUAUUGGGUUUACGGAGAUUGUUUGCAUGGCAAUCGGAUGGUGGAUUCUGUUCAGAAACUUUGACGAAGAUAAUUUCUUCAAACGGCAAGGCUACUUUGCGGCUCCCACUGGACUGAAAAGGUUUACUUUUCCUGAACUGAGAGAAGCGACGGGUAAUUUUACAGACAUGGUGGGAAAAGGAGGGUUUGGGUCAGUCUACAAAGGCCGCCUCCGACCAGAAAACAAAGUUGUCGCAGUGAAGCGAUUGGAAGGAGUGUUUCAAGGUGAAGACGAAUUCUGGGCAGAGGUAAGUAUGAUUUGCAGAGUGAAUCAUAUGAAUUUGGUUCGUAUGUUCGGAUUCUGUGCAGAGGGAAAGCAUAGGAUGCUGGUUUAUGAGUAUGUGGAGAAUGGUUCUCUGGAUAAAUACCUCUUCACCCACAACAGUAACAGUUCCAGUUCCAUUUCCAGUUCCAUGGUUUUGGAUUGGAAGAAAAGGCUUCAAAUUGCCAUUGGGGCUGCCAAAGGGUUGGCUUAUCUGCAUGAGGAGUGCCUGGAAUGGAUUCUGCACUGCGACGUGAAGCCCCAGAACAUUCUUCUGGACGACAAGUUUCGAGCCAAAGUGUCGGACUUCGGACUGGCAAAGCUGGUAGACAGUGGGCAUGACAGAGAUCGCGCGCUCAGUUUUUCAACGAUUCGAGGAACGCGAGGAUAUCUGGCACCCGAGUGGACGAUGAAUCUUCCUAUUUCAGCAAAGGCAGAUAUUUACAGUUUUGGGAUUGUUCUGUUGGAAUUAGUGAGCGGGCGAGACGCUGCAAAAUUCAAUAUGCCCGAGUCAGGGCUUACUUUUGUGCGAUGGGUAGCUGAGAAUAUGAAAGCAGGAAAAUGGAUGAACGAGGUUGUGGAUGCCAAGCUGGCAGACGCAGGUGAGUUGAAUAGUGAGGAGAUGGAAAGAAUGUUGAACACGGCACUGCUAUGCGUAAAGCAGGAGCGGGAUCAGAGGCCUUCCAUGGGUCAGAUCAUUGAGAUGUUAAUGGGAGUUGGGCCCAUCACCAGUGAGACAGGGAAUGGAAUGGAAUAUACUUGUUGGAAAGUAUAAACCCAAUAACCAAUGUUACUGCAAUAACUUCAAUCAGAAAAGGAGCCGCUACAGCAUUGAAUAUUUGAAGGCUUCUUUAUGAACCUCAUUUUUCAAAGUUAUCUUGUCAUUAGUGUAUGCAGUCGCCCAUGCUCUACAUAAAAGACUUUCAGUUACGAAUC